AUGGUCAAGUUGUCUCUCCUCCAGGCGCUUUACGGCGUGGCAGUGACGGCCAAUGCAGCCAUAUUUGCAGGUCUUCAGGAGCUCAUUCCCACGGUGUCCACUGUCCUGUCCGCCCCAUUGCCAGAUCCUACCUCCAUGAUCCCAUUCCAGAACGCCACCUUGGCCACACGACAGACAUCAGACGAUCCCUACUGCCCCGAGGGGCUCAUUUGCGACCUGGAACGCUGUUCUUCGGAAUGUCCUGAAGGCCAAUAUUGCUUGGCCGUUGGGGAGAAUGCUGAUUACUGUAUUUCGGAGGCAGCAACCUUCUGCAGAUUUGACCCUACGACGCGCACGGCUUGGGGAUGUUCUCGAUCAGGCGUCGAGUGCUGCUCAACAAGCACCAUAACAAGCACCACAACAAGCACCAUAACAAGCACCACAACAAGCACCACAACAAGCACCACAACAAGCACCACAACAAGCACCACAACAAGCACCACAACAAGCACCACAACAAGUAUCACCACAAGUAUCCCCAGUACUACGGUGCCAAGUACAACCGCGACGACCUCAACAUCAACGACAACGACAACCCCACCCACCCCGACCAUCAUCCCCGGAGUCGGAACAUUCGUGUAUAGGAGCUGUCUGGUCGACAUCUGGGACGCACGGGUCUUGGUUGCCGACUCCGAUGACUCCCAGAGCAUGAGCGUGCAACGAUGCGUCGAGGUCGCGCAAGCCGGCUACUGGCGAUACGCAGGUGUCGAAUUCGGCACGCAAUGCUACGUCGGAAACACACUCCAUGGCCCUGAUCAGUUCCCGGACAGCGACUGCUCGCAAGCCUGUGCCGGCGACGGUACACAAGCCUGCGGUGAGGCAGGCCGAAUCCAGGUCUACGAAGAUCUUACCUGGAAGAAUCCGACAAUCGAUGAACUGGCCGCGGCCGUGGAGCGGUACAACGCUACCAUGGAGGAUGCGCGGGCAGUGAUUGCCAGCUACCAAGGACAUGUCAACGAGCUUGAAGAACUCCUCCAGUCUCAGUCUUCUCGCAAACGGCAAGCGCAGCAACUUGAGGAACUCGAAAUGAAAGUCAGGAAAGACUACAGUGACGUGGAAGCCGUCCGGGCCCGGGAAGAGAGUGACCGGGAGGCCGGAAAUGAGGCCCUAACUCAUAGCCUCCAACGGGACACACUCGGGACGGCCAACACGCCAGCACCACUGCCCGAAGAUCUCUUCGAAGAGUGGGGCAUCACGGGCGAGAAUUUGAGUCGAUACCUUGGUCAAAUUCGAACCCGAAUCUCUGGGUGGCUGGAUGAAUUCCAACGCGCGCAGCAGGCCGGCAGUUCCCCACAGAUUGAUACUGCGGCGGCAGCUGCCGAAGUAGAAGUAGCGCUGCAAGCGAUUGGGACUGCUUUCACGGUGGCGCUUACCACUGGCUUCUUCCUUGUCCUGGAUAGUAUUGUUUCCUUCUUCAAGGGACUCUUCUCUGGUGGGGGUGAUGGGGAUGGUGGGGAGCAGACCAGCACAACUACCACAACAGGUCCGACCAAGACGACCUCCACAACGACAACUACGACAUCGACGUGCACUGCAACUGCCACAACCACCCCGGUUGCCAUCUUCGCUGCUUCAGGCGCCAGCACUGAUGAUUUCAAUGCGUUGAUCGACACUCUGCCUGACGACCCGGGGAGUCUCACCCUCACCGAGUCCUGGAUGCCAACUUACCUCUACACGGGAUAUGUGGACGGAUGUUCCCUCGAGAAGCUGGCCAAGGACCCGAUCGUCUCGUCUUGGCUUAUCACCCAGGGCUCGCAGGCUAUCUGGCAAUUUGACCGCGAAGGAAGUCUGAGUUGUACGUUUUCAUCUACCUAG
Molecule: messenger RNA, 1854 nt
Organism: Penicillium soppii
Lineage: Eukaryota; Fungi; Ascomycota; Eurotiomycetes; Eurotiales; Aspergillaceae
Product: WSC-domain-containing protein
Exons: 6
Coding region: 1-1854 (617 amino acids)
Cellular component (GO): plasma membrane
Source: RefSeq, a predicted model, not a curated record